AUUAUGGUAUGUCAUGUAACCUUUGCCCGGCAAGUGUCUUUAGUGUUUUCAGAAGGAGCUGAAGAGGAGGACAAAAACAGCAGUUUCAAGUCGGGUCCACCUGCGCUGUCAGAUAUUCUUUUUAAUACAGGUCCUCCCUCAGGGCGCAGAGAUGGGCCAGUGGAGCUGCAGCCUCUUUGUGGUGUUUGUUCUUUGUGGAGCUUUUAUCAGAGAAGCACAUCAGGCUGCUAUAUCUGAGUUUGGGGGACACAAAGGCAGUCAGAGACAUCUCCUGGUGGAAGAGGAUGAUAACACCAACCAUAACAGUACGAUUCAAAGAGCAGCCGAUCCAGACAAUGAGAGCCCAAAGUCACUGGACUGGUCUUAUAUGGUUGCAGGUCUGGGCACAGUCCUCACCAUCUCACUCCUCAUCGUGAUGACUGUCAAGUUCCGCCUCUUCCAUCGCUUCUUGGCCAGCUACAGACACUCCCUGCUCCAAGAGACGGAUGGGGUCAGCCAGUAUGGCCAUGACGGGGUGCCCUUCCCUCACAGUGUGUCGGGCAGGAUGGGAGUGGCUAGAGGGACUCAAAGAGGGCUGGAUGACGAUGACGAUGGCUUCAUUGAGGAUAACUAUAUCGAACCCAGUGAGAAGAACAGGGCAGAGAGAGAGGGAGAGGAGGAAGAGGAUGAGGAAGGGUUAGAAGACAGUGAUGAUGAUCUUCAGUUCACAAUAGGGUGAUCAAAUAAAGAGGGACUACAGCUAAAAUAAAAUUAUACCACAGAAAAGAUUCUGAUUCACAGUCAACUUGAAAACAGUGAUACCGAAAUGUUUUGGUUUGUGAGCUCUUAAAGAGACAGUUCACCCCAAAAUCAAAAAUACAUAUUUUCCCUCUUACCUGUAGAUCUAUUCAUCAAUUAAGAUUGUUUUGAUGUGAGUUGCAAAGUGUUGGCGAUAUCAGCCAUAGAGAUGUCUGCCUUCUCUCCACAUAAUGAAACUAAAUGGCACUCAGCUUGUGGUGCUCAAAGUGCCAAAAAUACAUUUGGAAAACUUUACAGACUCUCCAGAAAUCAUGACCUGGUUACUCAAGAUAAUCCACAGACCUUGUUGGGAGCAGUUUAUGUUGGAAAUAUUUUCUUUCUUCCAAAUUACACCCACUAACUGAAUCACUGUGUAAAAGGAAGUGUGCAUCUACUGCUAGCUCACCUACUGUAGCACCACUGAGCUAGCUAACGUUACAGCUUACCUAAGGAGGACACUAUUCAUUUUUACAUCUCGCACUGUGAUGAGCACAAGCCUCUCAUCCAUGAGUAGAUGCACGCUUCCUUCUGUAUGGUGGGUGUAGUUCGGUAGAAAGAAAAUAGUACUAACAUGAAACUUAUUACAACAGGGUAAGAAACAGAGUGCCAUCUAGUUCCAUUAUAUUGGAGAGAAGUCAGACAUCUUUACAGCUGAUAUCUCCAACACUCUGCAACUCACAGCAGAACAAUCUAGACUGAUAAAUAGCUCCACACGUAAGAGGAAACGUAGGGAUUUUUAUGUUGGUGUGAACUGUCCAUGUAAAUAAUGUCCCACUAGAAUAUGCAAAACUAUCAAUAUCACAAUAAAAGUCGAGUUUUUAAGUUUAAAAAAAGUUUAGAAAAAGAACAAAUUUGUUUUCAGAUUUUUUUUUCUUUUCUCCUGUUCAAAUUAAUAAUUUUUGUAAACUCUAGGAUUAUCCUGUGACUCAAAGGGGCCUCAACCCACAGUUUGGGAACUGUUAACAGUGAACAGUAGGUGUAUGAUGAAUGUGAAAGCUGAAUGAGUCAUAGUUGCUUCAAAACGCCCAAAGCUGCAGCAGUGAUGUGUCUUAAAAUCAUAAUAUGAUGAAAGUUAUAACAAAAAUGUAUAAAAAGAAGUAAAUAGAUUUUUUGAAAAAUGUUACUGCUUGUCUUUGAGUUCAUUUGAGUACAGUAUAGUAGUUGUAUCACAUGCUUCAUGUAGGCUGAAGCAGGAGAGCAGAUUCAGUGAAAAAAAAAAAAUAGAGAUUACCUGUACAAUAGAUCAGUGGUUCCCAACUGAUGGGUCGUGGUGCAAAAGUGGGUCACAGGUCCAUUGUGAAUGGACCGCAAGUGACUUAUGAAUAUGUCAAGCUCUGAAGUACAGUAAAUUUAAGGCACAGAACCUUUAUGUUGAGGUGCCAUUUUCUGCUGUAGAGUGACUGACAGACAGCUACAUAACAGAGACAGCAAACUAGCUUGGCGACAUGGCCAAAUGCAAGUAUAGCGCUGAAUGUAUCAAACUGUGUGGACCUUGAACUAAUGACCAUGGAGAAAUCUGGACCCCGUGGCUGGACAAGUAAGGAACUUUUGACCUAGAUUAUAACCACUAAAACCUUAAUAGGUCUAGAGAGGCAACAUUUGGACUGUACUGGGUCUUCACUAGACGUCACUUUGUCUACUUGGCCCUUGGUUGUAUUGGCUGUUUUCCUGAAGACGAUGCAUUAAAGGUCUAGUGUGUAGAAUUUUGUGGCAUCAGUCAGUGACAGCUGACCUUUGUGCCAAGUGUGUAAGUGCACUAUGGUGGCCAAGGCAAAAACAUUGUCCUAAUUACAGCCAGUGUUUGAUUUGUCCAUUCUGGGCUACUGUAGAACAACAUGGCAGACUGGAAGAGGAACCGCUCUGUAUGUAGAUAUUAACAGCUAAUUGUACAGUCAAGAAAACACAAUAGUUCUUAUCUUCAGGUGAUAAUAAACUAAUGAAAACAUAGUUAUGAGUAUUAUAUUCCAUUUCUGCCAAAGAUGCCCCUAAAUGCUACACACUGGAUCUUUAAGUGGAAAUGUUGCCUGCCAGAUUAUCUCCAUUCUGUCCUUUGAGUAUAAAUUGUUCCCUUUACAGCUGAAAUCUGUAAUUUUUUAAAAAUGAAUAUAUUGUGUGUAUAUCCGUGUGUAAAUUGUUGGAAGUUGCUGUUCACACUGGAGGUUGACUGAUAUUGGAUUUUUUAAUAUAAUAACAACAUAAUACAGAAAGUCUGGAACAGGAAAAAGCCAAUAACCAACUAAUUUGCCAACAUCAUUUGAACACUAAGUUCAUACCUUAACUCUGAUGACUGAUUUCUAAUCAGCGAAAACAUUUACCUCAGUAAAAAUGAAAAGACAGAGGAUGGAGAAACACUCUCUGUACAAUGGCAAAUGGGCUUUACUGGUCAUAACACAGAUUUUCUUGUCAUGUAACUGGUUGAAAACUAUGCAUUCAGUAUUGCUUGGCUCUUGACGUGUUAUGUUUUUCUCUAUAUUGCCCACAAUCAAAAAGGUUUGGCAACUAAUAGUGCUACAGCUGUCGGGGUCCAGACAAAAACUUCAUUCAAAUAUGAGUUAAAAUGAAGAACAGUACAUUUGGACACAGUCACACAGCAGAUGAGAGCUGCUUUCUGUGAAUCUGCAUCCAUUCAUCACAACCCUGUGAAUCCGAACUCAAUAGGUGGAAGCUGCACAGUCAUCGGCCACUAAUAACCCAAACCAUUAAAUGACAAAUUUAGGAAGCAUCUGUCAGGGAGGUAAAUUAUUGACGUUCAAGUCAAGUGGUUGGUUGGCGACAUUUUGUCUGCAAAUCAGCAGCAAAGAAUUGAAACAAAUUGAAACGUCAAACUCUUCAUCAUGUGUGGGAGGUAGGAGUCUGAGUGUAUUCAUGUGAGACAACAAAGAGUUUUUCAUUUGUUUGUACAGUCUGAAAUCAUUUUAUUGGAAAUGCACUUUA
Molecule: messenger RNA, 3711 nt
Organism: Epinephelus fuscoguttatus (brown-marbled grouper)
Lineage: Eukaryota; Metazoa; Chordata; Actinopteri; Perciformes; Serranidae
Product: leucine-rich repeat-containing protein 19-like
Exons: 3
Coding region: 152-718 (188 amino acids)
Source: RefSeq, a predicted model, not a curated record